Vigna umbellata (rice bean) is the source of this 1601-nucleotide messenger RNA. Its product is annotated as zinc finger protein ZAT9-like. The record is from RefSeq and is a predicted model, not a curated record. NCBI's taxonomy places the organism in Eukaryota, Viridiplantae, Streptophyta, Magnoliopsida, Fabales, Fabaceae. Gene Ontology annotation, biological process: regulation of DNA-templated transcription.
AUUGGUGGAAGAAUGCUUGUUACCUACUCCUUUUUAAGUUCCCAAAUACCCCAAAACCAAACCAAACCAAACCGAACGAAACGUAUCUCUGAGAGCAUUGAGAUGGAGCGCCACAAAUGCAAGCUCUGUUCGAGAACAUUCGCCAAUGGCAGAGCCCUCGGUGGCCACAUGAAGGCUCACUUAGCCACUCUUCCUCUUCCUCCCAAACCCCAACCUCUUCCUCAAUCUAUUAACACUUUCUCUUCCAAUUCAUCUUCACGUCAAGACAUAGAAGAAGACCCUCAUAAUGAACAACAACAAAAGGCUCUCGUCAACUACGCCUUGCGAGAGAAUCCCAAGAAAUGUUUCAGGCUCGCAGAUCCCGAGUUCGACUCCGGCGCCGUCGUGCAAGACAGGGAGAGCGAGACCGAGUCAAAGAACCCAACCCGCCGACGAUCCAAGCGCCCACGCAGGCCCGCCAAUUCCCAACCCAAGGCCCGGCCCAAACUCAGCUUCAUGGAGUCCCCCGAGCCCGUGAGCUCCGUCUCCGACACUUCCCCCGAAGAAGACGUGGCCAUGUGUCUCAUGAUGCUGUCCAGAGACCGUUGGAGCAAGAACACCCACGCUGCUGUCGACAACAACAACCCCGUGGAAGACGAAGAAGAGAGAUCACCGGAAGAGAUCAAGUUCAGAAGAGUUCGCCGGAAGCACCAGUGCCAGAGUUGCCAGAAGACGUUUCGAUCUUCGCGCGCAUUGGGCAGUCACCGAACCAUUUGCGAAGGUUCGGGCAACGAUAGUAAAAUCUUCGAAUGCCCCUUUUGUUCUAAGGUAUUUGGGUCUGGUCAAGCUCUGGGUGGCCACAAGAGAUCUCACAUGGUACCUUCUUCCUCCUCCACUGCCAAUGAUUCCACCCGUCUCAAAGAAAGCUUCAUAGAUCUCAACUUCCCUGCUCCACCGGAAGAAGAAGACGACCUCAGCGUUGUUUCAGAUGCCCAAUUUGAUGACUGAUGAACUCAUUACAUGGGUAAAGUCUUCUCUUUUGGUAUAUUAUUUUGAUUUUUUUAUAGUAGGUGAGAAUUAAUAUUACAUUGGGUUCAUUGUUAGAUCAAAUGCUUUCGAUGGUACAAUGAUAGCUCAUAAUUUAUGUUUUCACCAACUGUCUGUUGUGCCUAACUCUGGAGUUAUACAUGCCACUGAAUUGUGCUGGCUAACCAUUAAAAUCUGAUCAUCAACUAACAUGACAUUUAACACCAGUCUUAGCAUUGUUCAAGGUCAUGAUGAGUUGCUAAGUAACACUGUUAAGUAUCUGUAUUGAGUUAGAAGUUGCAAAAGAAACCCAGUUGGGAGUGUUUUUUGGGAUUUGGUUCAUUGGUUGUGGACCAACAGCUUUGGGGUUUGAAAGUACUAAAGAGUUAAAUUCCAUUAUUGUGCUCUGGUUCUGUUUCACCUGUCCUUCCAGAUGAAAAAAAUAAUAUAAAUCAUUUGGUUUUCUUGGUCAUUGUCUUUUGGGUGAAAUGGAUUUGGAGAAGAAGAGUUAAAUGACAGCAAUGUAAACGCUGCAAUAUGUUUCCUUUACGUGAAUCUGGAGUUAGUUGCGUGAUGACCGGAAGGAUAUAUUGGGG